AUGAAACUCUGUGAAGACAUAGAUACAGACACCUGGAGCAAGGGAUAUAAAAUUGUAAUAGGAAAGCUCGGGUUGCGAUCUCCACUGACAUUAUCUGACGCACAGCAGAUGCUGGCAAGGGAAUUAUUCCCUGAGGGCAGAGUUAAAGCAUUGAGUAAUCUGGACAUAAACGAAGCGGAUCUACCUAACUGUACGAGACAAGAAAUAAUGGAUGCAGGACAAAGGAUAAAGACAGGCAAAGCAGCGGGCUUUGAAGGGAUUCCACCCGAAAUAAUAAAGGUAAUUUGCGACUUGAAACCGAGGUUAUUGGAGGCAAUUGCAAAUAACAAGAAAAAACAAAAGUUUUCCCAGUGA
Psylliodes chrysocephalus is the source of this 354-nucleotide messenger RNA. NCBI's taxonomy places the organism in Eukaryota, Metazoa, Arthropoda, Insecta, Coleoptera, Chrysomelidae. The record is from the annotation of a GenBank genome assembly.